UCUUCCUGUCUCACUCUAUUUCCCUCACACUAUGCAUCUCUUUUCACUCUAAUUCUCUACCUCCACUUCUCUCACCCCCUUUACCUUUUCCUCUCACUCUAUUUUUCCCUCACCCCCACACACUCUUUGUCUCCCCACUCCCAAAUACAAACUCUCUGUCCCUCCCUCCCUCGCUCGCUCCCUCCCUCUCCUGCAGCCUUACCCCCCCAACUCCAACUCCCCCACGACGCCAACAAUGGCAUCAGCGACGCCCACCGGCCCCACCCCCUCCACGACGGCGACACCCCGCCCCCGGCCCAGCGCCACGACGACGACAGCGGCCAGCCCCAGGCCCUGCACCUCGCCCCGAAGCGGGCGCGGCCGGGCCGCGGCGUGCGCUUCGAGAGCGUCACGGUGUACUACUUCAGCCGGCGGCAGGGCUUCACCAGCGUGCCCACGCAGGGUGGCAGCACGCUGGGCAUGUCACCGCGCCACUGCUGGGUACACCGCUUCACCCUGCGGGAGUUCGCCCUGGAGCAGGAGCGCAGCCACCGCCGGAUGCUAAGGCACCACCUCAGACAGGAGAAGCUUAACGCCGUCAAGCUCAAGCUGGCCAAUGGCGGCGCGGUGGCGUCCAAUGCGCUGACGCUGGAUGACGUCUCCGAGGACGACGCGCCCCCGGAGCACGGCGGUGGGGGCGUGGUCGGCGGCGUCAGUGGCGGCGGAGCGGGCGCCGGCGUGGAGGUGGACGAGUACUUCUUCCUGCAGCCGCUGAGCACCCGGCGGCGCCGCGCCCUGCUGCGGGCGUCGGGCGUGCGGCGCAUCGACGGCGAGGAGCGCCACCAGCUGAGGGCGCUGCGCGGGUCUCGGGAGGAGUGCGGCUGCCGCUGCCGCGGGGCCUGCGACCCGGAGACCUGCGCCUGCAGCCUGGCCGGCAUUAAGUGCCAGGUGGACCGCAUGUCCUUCCCGUGCGGAUGCACCAAGGAUGGCUGCGGCAACGCCACGGGCCGGCUGGAGUUCAACCCGGUUCGCGUGCGGACCCACUUCCUGCACACCAUCAUGAAGCUGGAGCUGGAGAGGAGCCGCGAGAUGCAGCAGAUGCAGCAGCAGCAGCCGGUAACCAAUGGCAACGGUUACCAUGGAGACCCCUCCCCUCUGGCACAGCAGCACCAGCCAGUGUUCACAACGCUGGCCAAUGGCGGCGUGCCGCACGUUCCCAUCAUGCAUCUGCACGAGGCGGGCGAGGCCGCGGACGUGCGCCUGCAGGACGAGGAGGAGGAGGAGGAGGAGGAGGAGGAGGAGGAGGAGGAGGAGGAGGACAGCGAGGAGGACGAGGAGGAGGAAGAGGAGGAGGAGGAGGAUGAGGCCUACGAGGACGAGGAGGACAGCAGUCUGUGCAGCGGGCUGUCAGACUGCAGCACGCACAGCCUGGAGACUAUCGAUCCUGACGAGGAGGACGAGGAGGAGGACUACGAGGAAGACGAGGAGGACGACGACAACUACGACGACGAGGAAGGGGAGAACAACGAGGAAUGGGAGUGCUCGCUGGACUCGGCCAGCCCGCCGCCCUUCUCGCACACCGAGGUGGUCCCGCUGUCCUCCGUACUUGGCUUCUCCAGAAACUCGCCUCUCGGUAACCACGGCAACGACCCUUUUUCGCUCCAAGCCCCACCGUCCGACCUCCGUCAAACGGACCCCUCGGGGAGCGAGAUUGCCGCCGCCGCCGCCGCCGCCACCGCCGCCACCGCCGCCGCUGCCCCACCACACAUGAACCCCUCCCUGUCAUUACCGGCGCCUGAGCCCUCGAAGACGACCGCUGUAUGUAGCGCGGGUACCAAGGACACGCCGCCCGGUGGCCGAGACCUCUCCCUCGCCACCCUGGAGCCGCCGGCACCGGCGCCCCAAACCGGUGCUGGUUUCGGGGGCCAGGGAGAUGGAGGUGGUGGUGAAAAGGGCACCCCCACCGGCGGGAUGAAGGUACAGCAGCCCCUGGUGGCGGGCGAGACAGAGGAUCGAAUCAUCGCCAAAUUGUCGCAAACUGACGUUUCCUGUGAGUGGGCGGAGCCAACGGCAUCAGGGACGGAAUGAGGUGGCGGAGACACGGGAAGGACGACCGAGGGGCCAAAAAUACACAAGUCACAGUAGCACAUCUUGGGUCUUUGAGCGCCCAGCGUGACGCAUCUGAUUAGCCAGACCAAAAAGUGACACGAAAAACGAAUACAAGAAAAAAUAUUAUAAUAAAAUAACAGUAUAAGGUCUUUCAAUAACGACCGUGAACCAUCAGUGUUGUAUCUAUUCCUUAAAGUGCACUUCUACAAAAUACAAAAAAAAGGAAAAUGGUUUCAAAGAGGGGGCCCCUUUCUCUGACAUUUAAUGACAUAAAAGGGCCCAGAAGCUUCGGCCCAAAAACCGAUUUAAACUCAUGUGUACCACCUUUUGGAAUCGGUUGUUUUCGUCUCAAAUGCAAUGACAACAACGUUACAUAAAUGACACCGCGUCGAUGAAGUACAUAAGUGUUGCUGUAAAUGAAGUGUAACUAUUUAAGUUGCUCCGUUCUAUUAAUCAUUCAGUGUUUGAUAUUACAGCAUGUUUUAUGGGUUUUACGGGCGUGGCUGGCGUCUGUGAAGAAUCCAUUUGAUUUGGAGGUUCUGGCUGACAAACAAACAUGCCCUCUUGUUUAUGUUUUGAUGUGCUGUUCCGUUAUGCUGCUGUGAAACGGUUCUUAACUUGCCGUUCUGUAUCGCAUGUCGUUGCAUUUAGUUGACAGACGUAACAUAACUCCGGGUUUAAUUCUCCAAAAUGAAUAAAAUAGAAAAUGAAGAAGGUAUGGGCGAUGAAUACACAUUUGGUUUGUAUAGUUUUGUAUAGAUUUCAUACUUUUCUUUCCUCCACGAUACAGUAUGAGUUUUGACUCACAAUUACAACAUGGAUGUUUUAAGAAAAAAGGCAAAAUGUAGUGGAUCUGAGGUUCUACUGACAUACUUUGCUGGAAUUACGUCCUGUCACAACUAGAUUUCAUCUCAACUAUCCUGUUGACUUACGUAAUAACGUGAAUGUAUUUCAUAUGAUUCUUGAUUCUGAUUGUUUCAAUUCUGAUGCCCCUUUGACAUUAAUGGCCGGUUCCUUUGGUAUUAUCCAUUAUCUCCUUCGAUAGUAUUGCCAACCGUAUCUUUGUAUUAAACUCAACCAAACGGUGGACACAUAACAAAUGUGAAAACGUAAGUAUUUCAGUUGAGGAGCCAUUUUAUAGUGUUGAGGUGCAUUGUAAAAACAAACACACUUAGAUUUUAGACAAAAUGGCAGUCUGUUCCAGAGACUAUUAAAUAAAUCGAAACUGCCAAGACAUGGGAGCCAAAUGUAUUUCAUGUUUGCUUUUUAAAAAUAAAAAUUCCCCACACAUCAAUAAAGUUAAUAUUUUUUGUA
This is a messenger RNA of Gadus macrocephalus (Pacific cod), 3402 nucleotides long. RefSeq names its product cysteine/serine-rich nuclear protein 3-like. Lineage: Eukaryota; Metazoa; Chordata; Actinopteri; Gadiformes; Gadidae. Gene Ontology annotation, biological process: regulation of transcription by RNA polymerase II. Gene Ontology annotation, molecular function: sequence-specific DNA binding; DNA-binding transcription factor activity, RNA polymerase II-specific. The transcript has 3 exons. The annotation marks the transcript as partial. Gene Ontology annotation, cellular component: nucleus. The record is from RefSeq and is a predicted model, not a curated record.